Molecule: messenger RNA, 2833 nt
Organism: Theobroma cacao (cacao)
Lineage: Eukaryota; Viridiplantae; Streptophyta; Magnoliopsida; Malvales; Malvaceae
Product: Protein kinase superfamily protein
Biological process (GO): positive regulation of transcription elongation by RNA polymerase II; protein phosphorylation
Cellular component (GO): cyclin-dependent protein kinase holoenzyme complex; nucleus
Molecular function (GO): ATP binding; RNA polymerase II CTD heptapeptide repeat kinase activity
Source: RefSeq, a predicted model, not a curated record
CUUUGGGUUUUCAACAAUGUCCUCCCUGUCCUUCAUUGUCCAUUCUGUUCCAGGAUAAACAAAAAGCUUCCAUUUUUUGCUAUUCCAGCAUUGAACAAGUUUUCUUUCUCUUACAGCUUGUUCCUUUUCUUUCUUUAGAUAGCUUUUGUGUUCUUUCCUGGGAAUUUUGCUCUGGGUUUUCAUUCUUUUCCCUCAGGCAUUUGAAACUUCAGUUUCUCUCUACCGCCCAUUUUCUCAUUUGUCUUCCAUCAUUAGAUAUUUGUAACCAAGUUUUAAAUUUUUCCCCUGCGGAUCAUUCUCCAAUUUCUCAGAUUUUGAUUGGUACUAAUUUGGAUUGGGGGUGUUUCACAUAGAAAAAAAAAUUCACAAAUUUGAUUUUCAGGAAAGGGUUUUCAAUGCUUGGUGAGACUGAGAAUGGUUGAUUAACAAUCUUGUGAGGUUGGGAUUUGAAAAAGAAUGGUGAAGCCGGGAAUCCCAGGAUUUAUUCAGGGUUUCCCUGUUGUUUAAUGCAUGGUGGUCUUUUGCACGUUUUUGUAGCAUAGCUCUUUCCAAAAACAAAGGGAUUGUUGAGGAGAGAUUAUGGGCUGCAUUUGCUCAAAAGGAGCCUCAGAAGAGAAUAUUGACGAGAUAAAUGACAACGAGAAAGACUUCAACAGCAACAGCAACAAGGCAUCAAUGCAACUGUUUGCUCCUGCACCCUCAAAGAAAGAAGAGCUUUCAGUUGGUAGAGGUGGCAAUGAUGGCUCCGUAAGGCGCCUUGCAUCGAAAACGUUUAUUGUCGAACGGCCCCAGAAUGGUCAUCAAAGAUUGUCGUCGGUGGAUAUGGGGGCAGGGGUGUUCCCGCAGAUGGUUCGUAUAGUUAGCACCCCUCGUGGGGCUGAAGGGGAGCUAGUUGCUGCCGGAUGGCCAUCAUGGUUAGCUUCAGUUGCAGGAGAAGCUGUUAAAGGAUGGCUGCCUCGGCGGGUGGAAUCGUUUGAGAAGUUAGAUAAAGUUGGACAAGGAACUUAUAGCAGUGUAUAUAAGGCCCAUGACCUUGAAACUGGAAAAUUUGUUGCCAUGAAGAAGGUUCGGUUUGUUAAUAUGGAUGCAGAAAGUGUCCGUUUUAUGGCUAGGGAAAUCAUUAUUUUACGGAAGCUUGACCAUCCAAAUGUUAUGAAGCUUGAGGGUCUAGUCACUUCAAGGAUGUCCGGCAGCUUGUACCUUGUUUUUGAAUACAUGGAACAUGACCUUGCUGGGCUUGCAGCAACUCCUGGCAUCAAGUUUACUGAACCACAGAUUAAAUGUUACAUGCAACAACUGCUUCGUGGCCUUGAACACUGCCAUAGCCGUGGUGUCCUGCACAGAGACAUCAAGGGUUCAAAUCUUCUGAUUGACAACAGUGGAGUUCUCAAAAUUGCAGAUUUUGGUCUGGCGACCUUUUUUCAGCCUGAUCAAAAGCAGCCACUAACAAGUCGUGUUGUAACUCUAUGGUACAGGGCGCCUGAGCUUUUGUUUGGGGCCACUGAAUAUGGAGUUGCUAUAGAUUUGUGGAGUGCUGGAUGCAUCCUUGCAGAAUUGUUUGCUGGGAAGCCUAUUAUGCCUGGAAGAACAGAGGUGGAGCAAAUGCAUAAGAUUUUUAAGCUCUGUGGUUCGCCCUCUGAGGAGUACUGGCAGAAAAUAAAACUGCCACAGGCGACUAGUUUCAAACCUCAACAACCUUACAAGCGCUGUGUUGCUGACACUUUCAGAAACUUCCCUUGUUUGGCUUUGUCUCUUGUUGAUAAACUCCUUGCUAUGGAACCACAGGAUCGAGGAUCCGCUGCUUCAGCCCUUAGAAGUGAGUUCUUCGGAACAGAGCCUUUCCCUUGUGAUCCAUCAAAUUUGCCAAAAUAUCCUCCAAGCAAGGAGCUAGAUGCCAGACGUCGUGAAGAAGAAGCAAGAAGGAAAAGAGCAGAGGCUGUAAAGGGGCGUGGACCUGAAUCUGUUAGAAGAGGUUCAAGAGAAUUUAAGGGAGAGCCUACACCAGAAUUCAUUGCUCAGGGACAGUCAAGAACAAGCACCAGUCCUAUAUACAACCAUGUUGAGGAUGGUGCCGCUGGCUUCCGAAUUGAUUCACACAAGGUCACUUCGCAGAAUGGUUUAUCUCACUCUUCUUCAAUGGUCCACCCUAGUGCAGUACGAUCAUUGAAUAAGGCAGGUUCUACACAGACUAGUGGCGAGUUGAGGACACGGAAUUCACUAAGGCCUCAGGCAGAUAAAACUUCUCAUACGAAAGAUGAUAGUGCGUCGAACAAAGAAACUGGAUUGGGUCAUGUUGCAAGGAAAAAAAGGAUCCACUGCUCUGGGCCAUUGAUGCCUCCUGGGGGAAACAUUGAAGAUAUACUUAAAGAGCAUGAGAGACAAGUCCAGCAGGCUGUACGUAAAGCACGUCUUGAGAAGUCAGGAACCGAUAAAAAUUGCGAUGUAUAUACUAGGCUGCAUCAUAAUGGAAUAUAUGGACGAUGAUCACUAAAGAUGUUUUGCUCCUGCUUCCUUGUGAGACAAGUGAGAAACUUGCUCCAAGCAAGCUUUCCGACUGUUCUCACUGCAAAAUGCAAAGUUGCACCUCUCCUAAUCUUAGUUGUUUAUGGCCACAACAGACUGAGAUUGAGAUGGUAUACUGAAUUGGGGUCGUGAGCACUUUGUAUUUUGUGAGAUUCUUUGAAAGUUGGAGCAAAAUUUUCGGCAUGUAACCUGGCAAGAGUUUGCUUUGUAUAGUUGGAUGGGGUUUUCGAUUGGAAGCUAAUCUUCCUUCGGUGUACAUUGUUCUUCCCAAGAUUCACUGUAUCUAAAGAUAUCAUACUUUUUUGGCUUC